Molecule: messenger RNA, 2594 nt
Organism: Neomonachus schauinslandi (Hawaiian monk seal)
Lineage: Eukaryota; Metazoa; Chordata; Mammalia; Carnivora; Phocidae
Gene: VIPAS39
Product: VPS33B interacting protein, apical-basolateral polarity regulator, spe-39 homolog
Exons: 21
Coding region: 139-1620 (493 amino acids)
Biological process (GO): vacuolar transport; intracellular protein transport
Cellular component (GO): cytoplasm
Source: RefSeq, a predicted model, not a curated record
CCCAUUUUCUACGCCGCCUAGCCUGACUAGAAAGGGUGGUCCAGCGGCGGAAGAGUCUGACGCUGUCCUGAAAGGGUGGGCUCGGUGUGGAAGAGGUGUUUCCUGAGUCCUAUUUCUUCUUCACUGCAAUCCUGUGAGAUGAAUCGGACAAAGGGUGAUGAGGAGGAAUAUUGGAACAGCUCCAAGUUCAAGGCUUUCACCUUUGAUGAUGAAGAUGAUGAGCUCUCACAGUUAAAGGAAUCCAAGAGAGCAGUGAAUAGUCUUCGCGACUUCGUGGAUGAUGAGGAUGACGAUGACCUGGAGAGAGUCAGCUGGAGUGGGGAACCUGUGGGAAGUAUCUCAUGGUCCAUCAAAGAGACUGCUGGUAAUAGUGGGUCGAGCCAGGAGGGGCGUGAACAGCUAAAGAGCCGGAACAGCUUCUCCACCUACGCACAACUACCCAAACCUACUUCUACCUACUCCCUGAGCAGCUUUUUUAGAGGGAGAACUAGACCUGGAAGUUUCCAGUCCCUUUCUGAUGCUCUGUCGGACGUACCUGCCAAAAGCUAUGCUCCAGAGCUGGGCAGACCCAAGGGGGAAUACAGGGAUUACAGCAAUGACUGGAGCCCCAGUGACACAGUGUGGCGCCUCCGGAAGGGCAAGGUCUGCUCUCUAGAACGAUUCCGCUCCUUACAGGACAAGCUACGACUCCUGGAGGAAGCAGUCAGCGUGCACGACGGAAACGUCAUUACUGCAGUUCUGAUCUUCCUGAAAAGGACACUGAGCAAAGAGAUCCUCUUCCGAGAGCUGGAGGUGCGACAGGUUGCCCUGAGACAUCUCAUUCACUUCCUUAAAGAAAUAGGGGAUCAAAAGCUGCUUUUGGACCUCUUCAGGUUCCUAGAUAGAACAGAAGAGCUUGCGCUGUCUCAUUAUUGUGAGCACUUGAACAUUCAGGACCCUGAGAAACGAAAAGAAUUUCUUAAGACCUGCAUUGGUUUGCCAUUUUCAGCAGAAGAUUCUGCACAUAUUCAAGACCAUUACACCCUCCUGGAACGCCAGAUCAUUAUUGAGGCAAAUGAUCGACAUCUAGAAUCAGCAGGACAGACUGAGAUCUUUCGGAAGCACCCCCGCAAAGCUUCUAUCCUCAACAUGCCAUUAGUGACCACGCUUUUCUACUCGUGCUUCUACCAUUACACGGAGGCUGAGGGGACGUUCAGCAGUCCAGUCAACCUGAAGAAGACAUUUAAGAUCCCAGACAAACAGUAUGUGCUGACGGCCCUGGCUGCCCGUGCCAAGCUUCGAGCCUGGCAUGAUGUCGAUGCCCUCUUUACCACAAAGAACUGGCUGGGCUACACUAAGAAGAGAGCACCCAUUGGCUUCCAUCGGGUUGUGGAAAUUUUGCACAAGAAUAGUGCCCCUGUCCAGAUACUACAAGAGUAUGUUAAUUUGGUGGAAGAUGUGGACACAAAGUUGAACUUAGCCACCAAGUUCAAGUGCCAUGAUGUCGUCAUUGAUACUUGCCGGGACCUGAAGGAUCGUCAACAGUUGCUAGCAUACAGGAGUAAGGUGGAUAAAGGAUCUGCAGAGGAGGAGAAGAUUGAUGCCAUUCUGAAUAGCUCGCAAAUUCGAUGGAAGAAUUAAGUGGCAUUGGCUACCCUGAAACCUGCCUCAUUUCUUCUUUUCCUGCCUGUGAAAGUAGAGUGUGCUCUUCAACACAUUGCUUGGACCCAUCAUCAACAGGCAGUGCCUGCUACUCUGAGGACAGAAACCAGCGUCUGGGCACAGACAGCUUCAGACUGAUCUUCUGUCCAAGGAUCAUCGUCCAAGGGCCAAGAUCUAAAGCUUUGACUCAUGAGGAAGAUUCUCUCCACCUGGUGCUCACAUGAAGGUGGGAGUAAUUUCUAGAUUGGGCCCAUAUUGGGCAAGAUCUCUCUUGGUCUGAGAAAAAUGACUGCUCUAGAAAAGAAGUCAUCUAGACUAAGAGGUCAGGUGUCAUAGAGUGGCCACUCCAUUCCUCUCAGCUAAUUAUGACCCUGGACUUGGUGCUGGACAUUGGCAGUUCUGCUCUGAAUGAAGUCAGAAAAGAACCAAAAUGGCUUUCUCCCAAGGGACCUCAGGAAGGGGUGCCAGUAAUAGCCACGAAAUGUUGGAGGUGCCUUCACACCAGCCUGCACAGAGUUCUCCACAUAAUAACAGAGAUUGCCCAGAUGUCGUGUUUCUUCACCCAGUGCCCUCUGCUGCCCCAGUCUAGCCUCUGUCCGAGACUUGUGGUUCUUCUCUCACCUGCACACCAAGAUGGCCUUGUGUGGGAGAUAAGGACAUCCCCGUUAUCUUUUCCUCUACUUCUCCCACCCUAAACCCAUAACCUUUUAUGGAGCUCAGAUUCAGCAGUGCUGUAGUGCUCUUCCCUUAUGCACAUAUCUCAUUAUUUCACUAGGAGCUUCCAGAAGGUUCACCAGGGCUAAACUCAGCAGCAUUUCAGACGGUUAGGAUAUUAAGAUGGAGGUUUCAGUUUCACACGUGGUUUUCAACAGGAUAUUCUGUAGUACUAGCCUCCUGCCCUGUACCAAUAUUAGCCUCUCUUCUCUGUGACUGAACUGGGUUUCCCCGACAUG